Molecule: messenger RNA, 1037 nt
Organism: Lampris incognitus (smalleye Pacific opah)
Lineage: Eukaryota; Metazoa; Chordata; Actinopteri; Lampriformes; Lampridae
Product: germ cell-specific gene 1-like protein
Exons: 5
Coding region: 1-897 (298 amino acids)
Cellular component (GO): plasma membrane
Source: RefSeq, a predicted model, not a curated record
AUGAAGACGACUCGCAAGUGCAGAGCACUCUUCUCGGUGGGUUUGAAUUUUUUCGCUCUCUUUUUUUCUGUAACAGCGUUCAUUACAACUUAUUGGUGCGUCGGUACUCAGAGAGUCCCCAAGCCAAAGUGCAGCAAGCUCCGGACGCACCAGUGCAUUGAUUACGGAGUGAACGAAACGGACCCCAAUAAAGUGGUUUACAGCUGGGAGACCGGGGACGACAGGUUCUUGUUCCGGCAGUUCCACACCGGCAUCUGGUUUUCAUGUGAGGAAAACAUUCACGACGAAAGUGAGAAAUGCAGAAGCUUCAUUGAUUUGGCCCCUGCAUCAGAGAAAGGGAUUCUGUGGCUGUCUUUGGUCUCUGAGAUGUUAUACAUCAUUCUUCUGGUGGUGGGUUUCAGCCUCAUGUGUUUAGAGCUGGUCCACUCCAGCAAUGUCAUCGAUGGACUCAAGCUCAACGCCUUUGCUGCCGUCUUCACCGUGCUCUCAGGUCUCUUGGGCAUGGUAGCUCACAUGAUGUACACGCAGGUCUUCCAGGUCACCGUCAGUCUUGGCCCGCCUGACUGGAGGCCGUACAACUGGGAUUACGGCUGGUCAUUCUGCAUGGCCUGGGCAUCAUUCACCUGUUGUAUGGGUGCAUCAGUCACCACUCUUAACUCCUACACAAAGACCGUCAUCGAGUUCAGACACAAACGGAAAACCUUUGAGCAGAGCAUCCGAGAGGAGCAUGCACGGGAAGCUUUCGGAUAUUUCCACGAAUGCUCUGUGCCAUCGAUAUCCAAGUCUGUGGAGAUUUAUGCUGGCCAGACCCCUAAAAGCAGCAGGAGAACACCCAUUCCUGCUGGCUCCCUGGACCUGAGUGACAUUCAGGGAUCCUUAGGUGAAGAGCAGUGCUGAAUAGGACAAGAUCAGAGGGACUUGACGUUGGAAAUCUCUGCUGCUCAUCUGUGACCCGACUUUGGGUUGGGAUGAAUGCAUCAAGGGAUUUCAGUCCACAUCAGCAGCUCCGUCUGAUGCAGUUCGGUGCUGCCUUAAAU